AUGCCCCCACGUGCAGAAUGGACUCGGCGCUUUCUCCCUCGAGCCGCGGGCGCGCCCCCCAGUCGACGCCUGGCAUCGUCGCGCCGCACAGGAGACGCCCACCUGUCUGCGCCUAAGCGCUCUCUCUCACUGCCCACUCUGUCCGUAGCGGUUGGGGCUGGCGCGGCGGCGCUAGCGCUGACUUCGCCCCCCGACAGUGCGCGGCGGCUUCACAGCACGGCACUAUUGGGAGCUUUGUGGGGAGAGAUUCUGCGCCGUGGCGGGCUGCAGGCGGCGCAAGACGAGCUGCUUGAGCGUCUGCUGUCCUGCAUCCUCCGCCUCGAAGACGACAAACAGAGCCAAGAAACGCUGCGAUUCCUGGUAGAACGAGGUGUUUUGCCUCUGCUUGUUCAGUACACAGCCUGGAACAAGCCCACGGAGCCGAGAAGACUGCAAGAACUGGUGCACAGCCUCAUUAAGUUGCUAGAUGCAGCUGCAAACAAUGGUCAGACAGAGUUACAACUGUCGCUGUUGACGCUGGCGCAGACGCUCGCCCACCUCCAUCAACAGCGGGACGAUACCGUGAGCUACGUUGAUAUGCUGCAGCUCGGAGACGCUCUGGCCAAGGUGCAGCAAUUGGCGCACCGAAUACUGGAGGAGGGGGCAGACGCAUCUCGAGCCUUUACGGUGUAUCGCUCGGAGCUAGCGGAUUCAGAACGAUCUCGAGUAGCGGAGAGCUGCGCCGCGCUGGCGGAGCUGUGCUCACCGGAAAUGCCUGAUUCUAUGAAGAAGUUUGGACUGUGGGCACUGAGCACGCUUGCGCAAGCUAUGGGCCAAGAAGAUUCGAGCGCUCUACGUGCGCAGCAACUUGAAGCGGUAUUAGGACCAAAAUUUGCGACGAUGUUGCUGGAGUUACCGCGAUCUGGUGACGAUGACAACUUACAGUUGCAGGCUGCUACACUGCUUGACAGGUUGCUGCAUAUUGCUCGACAAAACCCGGCGUCUGUGUCGCGUGGUACGUACGAACUUUGGAUGAAACAAAUUCGCUAUUGGACUGGGAUAAAACGAGCCGAACGAGAGUCAAACUCUAAGAAAAAGCGUGGCCAAAGGCUUCGCCUUCAACUCCAGCUGAUUAGUUCACGCUGCCUACGCACACUCACGGCGUCCCCGCAGAGUCGGCGUUACGUUUGUGAGUCUCCGACGACAAGAGCGGCACUUUUCGGCUUAUCGCGUCAAAUCCAUGAACGGAAGCAAGAUAUCUGGGCUAUGAUUGACACGGACAACGCAAGGGACAUGAUGGAGAUUCAGCGCCACUUGUCAUGGACGUUUCGCAACAUUUGCACAGGCUUCCAGAGCGGCGCAAUCGCUCUCAAUUGCUUGUUCGACGCUUCUUGGACAGCCUCGCUGUUGCAGUCUCGCCGAGAUCUGCCCAUGUCUCGCUUCUUCAGGGGAGUGAACGAUCUCACCGACUUGCCCAUCAUAGGCGCGGAAGAAUAUGAGGCCAGUGUCGAGUUCGGUUGGGUCGACAUUCUGACGGCUUGGAGUGCUAGUGCAGACCACCAAGUGCGUGAGAACGCCAUUGCGAGCCUGGUGCAUCUGGCUGAGCAGAAGCAACCACCCCCGACAGGAUUGGUGUCGGAGGAAGAGGAAGAAAUUCGCAACAAACAAGAGCACAUCCUGCAGGCUUGGCUCACUAACAUGCUCCAGCAAAUGCGUCUACUUUCGAGCGGAGAAAUGCUUGCAGUGAAGCAGAUGGAGGAUAUCGCCCACGUCUCGAAAGAAUUGACUCCGGGAAAUGAGCGGAUUUUAUUUAACCCUGCAGUGGUCGAUGCUGGCACUUCAGCUUUGGCAGUGCUGGUAGAGCAUCACCACACAGAGUUAGUGCAACAAGGUAUUGUGCCGUUGGUGGCUUUGCUGUCGGCAACUAGGGCAGCCACGCCUGCGCAACACACACAGUGCGCUCGGGUAUUAGCGAACCUAGUUGCUAGCUAUUGUCUUGAUAUCGACCCACGGAGCUCGGCGCCCUCCACGGAUCCUACUCGGGCUGUAGUUUCCAGCGAUCACGUCAACAUCUCUAAACUGCUUGGGCAGACGGUGUCUGGGAAGCAAUUUCUUGGAGCUAUCAAUCGCUGGCGCGAGAUUGAGGACCCAAUGCAGCGCUCGAAUUACUUUCGCGUCGUCCAAAACCUCCGCGCGUAUGACGAAGUGGUGAUCACUGGCCAUCUUGUCAAGGACGUGUAUUGCGAAGGCGUGCACCCAAUUGUUUCGCGAAGUGACUCAAGCGAGGUGGAUGAAGCUAUGGAUGAUGAAAGUACUGCACCAGUCGUCGAUGUGGUGUUCGUGCACGGUCUACGCGGUCAUCCAUUCGGCACAUGGCGCACUCAUAUGGGCAACAAGCUAGAAGGUAGCAACGACAUUUGGCCGGACGUGUUACUUGCGGAAGAUUUGCGGCGCAACGGCGUACCUGCGCGUUUGGUGACGUUGGGCUACGAGGCUGGCAUGGUGAGUUGGUCGAGUCCGUGGCCCUCGCUCACUUUGCAGGAGCGUGCGCGUGUCAUGGUGUCGGCUCUGUACGCUGCAAAUGUUGGUCGCGACCGACGCCAUUCGGACGGACCUGCUCGUCCCGUUGUGUUCAUCACCCACUCUAUGGGCGGACUGCUAACCAAGAAGAUGCUGCUAGUCGAGCGUGAGCAACGCGAUCGAUCUGGCCUUGCAGACAGCACGAAAGGAGUCGUGUUUCUCGCUGUGCCUCACUUUGGCUCCGAUCUAGCCAAGGGCGUGCGCUCGGAGUCCAUUAGGAAGCUGAUCCAGACACACCCGGCCAUCGAAGACCUUGGUGCGGACCCGAACGGCCGUCUUAAGGACCUCAACGAGAGCUUCAAAGACUUGGGUAUCGACUGCCUCAGCGUAGGCGAGGAGCGCGCUGCUCCAGUGGCGCUUGGGCUCUCCGCUGUCGUCGUGAAGCCCGAGUCGGCCGACCCAGGCGUCGGUCGCUUCUACGUGCUCCCGGACUCAGACCACAUGACUAUCUGCAAGGCCAAAAGCCGCGAGGAGCCCUUGUACCAGGACGUCCUCGAGUACAUUGUGCGGCAUGCGGUCUCGUAGCUUGCCGCGAUGUCAGAUGACACCUCUGAGGGCCACAAAUUGCUAU
Molecule: messenger RNA, 3130 nt
Organism: Phytophthora sojae
Lineage: Eukaryota; Oomycota; Peronosporomycetes; Peronosporales; Peronosporaceae
Exons: 4
Coding region: 1-3084 (1027 amino acids)
Source: RefSeq, a predicted model, not a curated record